Schistocerca americana (American grasshopper) is the source of this 2120-nucleotide messenger RNA. RefSeq names its product neural Wiskott-Aldrich syndrome protein-like. The transcript is spliced from 2 exons. Bases 1 to 561 code for a protein of 186 amino acids. The record is from RefSeq and is a predicted model, not a curated record. NCBI's taxonomy places the organism in Eukaryota, Metazoa, Arthropoda, Insecta, Orthoptera, Acrididae.
AUGCUGCAGUCGUCGCUGCAGGGCCUGCCGCCGCUGCCGCGCAGCCUGUCGGCGGCCUCCACCCCCACGGCCGCCCCCAGCGCGGCCCCUGCGCCCGCCCCCGCCGCCCCCGGCCGCCAGCUGCCCGCGGUGCCGCGGCAGGCGCGCCUCCAGGCUCCGCCUCCGCCGCCGCUCAGCCUGCCCGGCCGCGCGCCGCCUCCCGCCCCCGCACCCUCUCUGCCCCCGGCGCAACCGCCUCCGCCGCCCCCAACACACCGCAAGACGCCGCCCGUCACUGGCCUGGACGCACAGCUGGCCAUACUGCGCAACGAAAUGUUUGGGCUAAGGCAGCUCGAUCUCUCUCUGCUCUCUCAACUGUGGUCACUUAAUGAGAGCAUCCAGGAGUUCCGGCAGUUGCUGCAAGAACAAGAUGAGCGAUCACCACCCUCUCCCAGCUCAGCCGACGAAGAGUUCUACUCACCACUGCCAGCAGUGCGGUACCCUCCACUUUCUGCUGUACCUGAACAGUACCGUCUCUCCUCAAGCUCCUCUGGUUCCAGUGUUGAGUAUGGUGAUGUGUGACUUGCACAUGCUGUGGCCUGUUUGUGUGGUGCAAAACUGUUGAGUACUAGUGAAAUUGCAAACAUAUUUCCUGCAAGGUAAAUGACUGUCUUUCUGGGUAGGAUGUUGACAGAUGUACUGCUGCAAUCAGUUUCCCUUCUUGUGUCGACGGCAUACGGUUUGAUGGUGCCAACGGAAUUGACUGAUGUUGUGUACUAAAAAUGAUAUCUCACACAUAAUGUUAAGAUAAGAGCUGUUCUAAUACAAUGCAUUGCUUUGCAUUUAGAUGUGGUUAUGUGGGAGGAAAUCUGUUUUGUUAAACCCCUACAUUGCAGGAAAGCUGAAAAUUUUGUUUGCAUAUAAAUCUUAAACCUCAUGAUUUGGGAGACUGCAGAUAAUUGUGAUUUAUUGUUUGAUGGUGGUAAUUGCACUUAAUAUUAUUUUAAUUGCAGGAAUCCAGUUUUUUCUGGUUGAAUAGUAUCAGACUUUGUUACUUAAGGUUUGUAAUGCAGAGUGAAGUCUGUUUGAUUAUGCAAGGAGAAAUAUUAUUUUAAUUGCAGGUAUCCAGUUAUUUUCUGGUUGAAUAGUAUUAGACUUUGUUACUUAGGGAUUGUGAUGCAGAGUGAAGUCUGUUUGAUCAUGCAAGGAGAAAUACAACUUAAAUUGUUGAAAUGGUAGGUAUUUGCCUGUUAUGUCCUGUUGUUUGGUGCCUCUGUUGUCUGUGGUUAGCCACUAUUUGAUUCUCCACCUCUUUCUUGGUCUAUCUAUUGGUGUUUUCCUUAUUGGCCAAUAACUCAUUAUCAUCUUAAGCCUCCUGUAUUUCAUUCUCGUUUCAUAAUCUCUCCAUUCAGUUCUGUAGUUAAUGAUCUGUUCGUUUAUGCUUUUAACUCAUAGUUCAUGUCUGACUGUUAUACUCCUUAUCAUAUCAGAUGGUCUAUAACAACCUGCUCUUCUUAGAAACCUCAUUUAUGCAGCUACUCUUCAGCACUCAUUUCCAGGUGUUAUUGUCAGAGUUUCACUGCCAUAAAGUAUAGACAGUAUUCCCACUGUUUUGUAGAACUUCAUUAGAGUUCCUUCUCUCACCAUUUUACUCAUUGUCAUGUAUAUAGUCCCAUCAAUAUAAAUGAACCUUUUUUUGGUAUGUCUGUUUUGUUGUGAGAGAGACUUUUGUACACAGAAAACUCAACAAGUGCUGAAUUACUAUGUAAAGAGUCAAUGGCAACAUUUUGUAACGCAAUGUGUGGUGCAAAGGAUUGCAUAAUUGAAAUUCUUUGUUUUCAUUUCUUGGUCAAUGCUUUUAUUAUUUAUUGCAAAAUGAAAACAAGUAGCUCUAUUUACAUGUUAACUGUGGCCUAUAUAGUAUUAAGAUUUUCAAACAUGGAAAAUCGAGGAUGGAAUGUUAUGAAGAGGAUAGUAGCACCUCACCGUAUGGUGGAGAUGCUGAAUCGCUGAUCGCUGAUAGGCACAACAAAAAGUUUGUCACACAAUAAGCUUUCAGCCAACAAGGCCUUUGUCAAAAGCGUGUGUGUGUGUGUGUGUGUGUGUGUGUGUGUGUGUGUGUGUGUGUGUGUGUGUGUGUG